Aphanomyces invadans is the source of this 1593-nucleotide messenger RNA. RefSeq lists its product as hypothetical. Bases 1 to 1593 code for a protein of 530 amino acids. The record is from RefSeq and is a predicted model, not a curated record. The transcript is spliced from 5 exons. NCBI's taxonomy places the organism in Eukaryota, Oomycota, Saprolegniomycetes, Saprolegniales, Verrucalvaceae.
AUGUUGGAGAUUUUGAAGAUUGAUGGCGGCAAGCAAUGCCUGAUGAAGUCCAAACUGGAGCGUGUCGGCCGCUGGCCCGAAAACCCCGAGCGCGACGCUGCUGUCGUUGCCGUUUCCCGGGCCAUACUUGAAGAACACGACGACGAGGCCCACCCUGCAGUUGUCAAAGUCGCAAUGGCAUGUGCGGAAGAUGAACUCGCGCUAUGUUGUGCCAUGAAAGAGAUGCACAUUGGUGAUGGCACCCAAGUCCAAGGCCAAGCACUCUUGGCAACCGUCCUACGGCGCAAGUACGCCCUGGACAUCACCUCCCAGGACGGCCUCGUUGUCAAGAGUGCCCACUGCAAGUUCUGUUUCUACUUUGGCCGCUGUGUCGCCACCGAGGCCGGCGGGAUCAAGCGCAAGCGCGGCCCGCGGACGACCAACCAGUUCUUUGGCGAACAGUUCCGUAGCGAGGUCAUCACGAAGCACAUGCAGUCUCAGCACAGCGAGAAAUGGACCGAGUACAGUGCCCAGUCCUCCGCGCGACAGGACUCGUUCCUUGACAUGACGAUUCCUCGCGCGAACACCAUGCACAACUACAUCGACGUGGACAGCGACGAAAUCAACCUGGUCAUCUCGGUCAUCAUCGGCGAGAUGAUGUUCCGCCCCGCCUCCGACGACGUCUGGGCGCUGGCGUUGUCGUUCGACGGCAGCACGCACCGCGGUACGUGCUUCAUGGAUAUCCGCAACCAUGAGACCAUGAUCGUCAAGCUUCACAACGCUCUGUCCAUGGGGUGGAUUCGGAUGCUGAUCGGCGUCACGACGGAUGGGGAGAAGACGAACAUGGGGCACAGAAUCGGCGUCCAGGUGCGCAUGGUGAGGUACGCCCAGUUCAAAGUCGUCCAAGUGUGGUGCGCUCCACACCAGCUCGACCUGCAAGUUCACUUGUGUGUCGAUGAGAUCGACGGCGGCGCGUGGGUGAAGAAGACCUACGGCCCGAAGAAGACGAACCGGUGGAUCGCGCUCGGCACUUUGCUCAAUUUCGACAUUGCUCACGAACCGAGAAUCACAACCUUCUUCGCCGAGCGCGCCGUCGAGGGCAACACGGCUCAGCCGCCUGUGCUGAUGUCGACCUCGUGGAUCCUCGUGCAUGCUCUUUCCCCUUCCAUUGAGUUGAUCACUGAGACUUUUGUCAAGCUCCAGCAGCGCAAUUUGGUACUCUGCAAGCAACGGAAGCUGUUUGUCGUUCUCGAUGACGAAAUUGCCGACUUGUUCAAGGUGUGCCGCAUUGCCGACUGCGAGGGCAACUUCGACGACCUGCCUGUCAACACUUACGUACUGCGAAACCAGUCAAUCGUGCUCAUCGCCUCGCUUCGCGACUACGUCGAAGACCUCGGGUCGCACGCUCGAGUGCACUGGGAGAAGCUCGACAACAUCGAGCAAUCACAAGUCUUCAAAACGAUCGGACUGUUCGCCAUCGGCAUCACGGACGGCAUCCGCCAAGUGGAAGCUGAGCGCGACCCAAUGAACAACCCAUCCAUAGAGCUCGCGCCACCCAUAUGCCGCACGACCUCGUCAAGACGAGACCCGCGACAUUUAUCUCGGAGGCGCUAG